CCUCCACCCGCGGGAUCCCGGCGACGCGUCCGACGCGUCUGCGAGCCAGGGCUGCUGCGUUCUUCUGUCUAUCUGUCUGUCGGUCUGUCCUCGGCGGGCGAGGUCCGAGCUGGGGCGGAGGCAGGACCGUCCCCUCCUUUCCCUCCCUCCCUCCCUCCCUCCUGGGAGCCGGCAGGGAAGGAGCCAGCGCGGGGAGAUCACGGUCUUGAACACCAGUGGGGUGGGGCGUGCCCACGGCCCCCGCCCCCCCCAGGGGUCCCCCAGACUCUGCUUCCAGAGCAGCGAAAUCUCUGCGCUCCGCCCCCUUCCCUGGGAGAUCUGUGAGCACUCGGGCCGGCCAGGAGAGGGGACAGGGGUGCAGGGGUGCAGGGAGCCCCUACAGUGGAGCCGUCGUCGGGAGGGGCGGAACCGAGAGUCAGCCAGGAGUGAGGCACGGGGUCUGAGACGCAGAGCUGAGCGCGCAGUGAGCAGCAAGCAGGCUGGGACCGGGGCCUCCCGGGUGACAAGGCCCUGCGUGGCGGACCGAAGCAACCACAGAGAAUCGGGGAAAGGCAGGAGGACCUAGAGGGGCAAGCGCCUCACUCCCGCACCUGCACCGAGGGGACGGAGGAACUAAGAGCGCAUCCCCCGCCCCCCACACCUAGGACAGACGUUGCCUUGAGCGCACCCCUGUGUGCAACAGCUGCGCUCUGCGGGAAGGGGGGUCCUCGCUGCUGCGUCUGGAUGGCCACCCAUCCCCCCUAACCCAGGCCUCUAGGCCUUGGAGUGGAGCCCAGCUGGAAAAGAGGCCACACGCCUCGCCGCCCGCCCUGGAGAGAGAGAGGACGACGCUUCCCCGGUGCUCCCAGGCCCAGGAGGAGCUGGGCCAGCAACAGCGGUGACCUGGCCCCCCAGGCGGCAGCGGCCAUGUCACGGCCAGGCCAAGGUGUGAUGGUCCCGGUGAACGGGCUGGGCUUCCCGCCGCAGAACGUGGCCCGGGUGGUGGUGUGGGAGUGGCUCAAUGAACACAGCCGCUGGCGACCGUACACGGCCACCGUGUGCCACCACAUCGAGAAUGUUCUCAAGGAGGAUGCCCGGGGCUCCGUGGUCCUGGGCCAGGUGGACGCCCAGCUGGUGCCCUACAUCAUCGACCUACAAUCCAUGCAUCAGUUCCGUCAAGACACAGGCACCAUGCGGCCAGUGCGACGCAACUUCUACGACCCGUCGUCAGCGCCGGGCAAGGGCAUCGUGUGGGAGUGGGAGAGCGACGGCGGCGCGUGGACGGCCUACGACAUGGACAUCUGCAUCACCAUCCAGAACGCGUACGAGAAGCAGCACCCGUGGCUCGACCUCUCGUCGCUCGGCUUCUGCUACCUCAUCUACUUCAACAGCAUGUCCCAGAUGAACCGCCAGACCCGCCGCCGCCGCCGCCUGCGCCGCCGCCUGGACCUGGCCUACCCGCUGACGGUCGGCUCCAUCCCCAAGUCGCAGUCCUGGCCCGUGGGAGCCAACUCGGGCCAGCCCUGCUCGUGUCAGCAGUGCCUGCUGGUCAACAGCACGCGCGCCGCCUCCAACGCCAUCCUGGCCUCGCAGCGCCGCAAGGCGCCCAUUGCGCCAGCCGCGCCUCCAGCGCCCCCAGCGCCCCCGCCGCCGCCGCCGCCGCUGCCGCCGCCAGGAGGGCCUCCGGGUACACUCGCUGUGCGCCCCAGCGCCACCUUCGCCGCCGGGGCUGCGCUCUGGGCCGCACCUGCCGCCGGCCCCACAGAGACCGCGCCGCCUCCAGGAGUUCCCCCGCGGAGUCCUAGCGCCCCCAACGGAGCGCCCGCCCCGGGCCAGAAUAACCUCAGCCGGCCAGGACCCCAGCGAUCCACCAGCGUCAGCGCACGCGCCUCUAUCCCGCCUGGGGUUCCUGCACUUCCUGUGAAGAACUUGAAUGGCACCGGCCCUGUCCACCCAGCACUGGCCGGGAUGACGGGGAUCCUGCUGUGUGCAGCCGGGCUGCCAGUGUGCCUGACUCGAGCUCCCAAACCCAUCCUGCACCCGCCCCCUGUGAGCAAGAGCGACGUGAAGCCUGUUCCUGGAGUGCCCGGCGUGUGCCGCAAGACCAAGAAAAAGCACCUCAAGAAAAGUAAGAACCCUGAGGAUGUGGUUCGGAGGUACAUGCAGAAGGUGAAAAACCCACCUGAUGAGGACUGUACCAUCUGUAUGGAGCGGCUGGUCACAGCAUCCGGCUAUGAGGGUGUGCUCCGGAACAAGAGCGUGCGGCCCGAGCUCGUGGGCCGCCUGGGCCGCUGUGGCCACAUGUACCACCUGCUCUGCCUGGUGGCCAUGUACUCCAACGGUAACAAGGAUGGCAGCCUGCAGUGCCCCACCUGCAAAGCCAUCUAUGGGGAGAAGACGGGGACACAGCCUCCAGGGAAGAUGGAAUUUCACGUCAUCCCGCACUCGCUGCCCGGCUUUGCAGACACCCAGACCAUCCGCAUUGUCUACGACAUCCCCACGGGCAUCCAGGGCCCUGAACAUCCCAACCCAGGCAAGAAGUUCACCGCCAGAGGCUUCCCUCGCCACUGCUACCUACCGAACAAUGAGAAAGGCCGGAAGGUGCUGAGGUUACUCAUCACCGCCUGGGAGCGCAGACUCAUCUUCACCAUCGGCACAUCCAAUACCACGGGCGAGUCGGACACCGUGGUGUGGAACGAGAUUCACCACAAGACGGAGUUCGGUUCCAACCUCACUGGCCACGGCUACCCCGACGCCAGCUACCUAGACAACGUGCUAGCCGAGCUCACCGCCCAGGGCGUGUCUGAGGCCAUGUCUAAGGCCUGAGGCCUGAGUUGCCUGCCUUUCCUCUUGCUUUGCCCCUAGCCAGGCAUAGGCCUCCCUCCAGCAGGUGGGAGGAGCCAGAAGCGCUAAGGGGAUCUGGCCGGUGGCUGUGGGGGGUGACAGGGGAACGCCAGGCCAGCUGGCUCCAACAACCUGUGGCUCCCAGCAAGGGCAACAGAGACAGUAUGGCCAGAGAGGGCAACCUCCCUAUGGAAAAGAUGAAGCUUUGCCCUUCACGCCACACACACACACACACACACACACACACACACACACACACACGUCCUGUUACACACACACGUCCUGUUGCACGCACACGCACACGCUCACGCACGUACACCCACGUGCCUCUGACUUCCCCCCUGUUUGCAGGGGAUGGGGAGGAAAAGAGACAGAAAGGCUCCCAUUGACGACACAUCCCGUGGAUCCUCCCACUGUGUCUCCAUCACAUCUAUGUAGGCUCGUCCCCUUCCCAGGAUUUGGGCCAAGCGCUGGGGGAAUGGGGAGUCUGUAAGGUUUCCAGGGGCCGGUCUGCCCCUGCGCCUCACCCUCUUAACCCAUGCCAGCUCUGCCACCUGCCUGCCCACUGGGCACUGCAAGCCAAUGGGGUAGAAAUCCCAGGCUACAGAGUCGCUUUUCGCGGGCCACUGGGGACGAGGCUUUCUUAUUUUGUGCUUGUGUCUAUUUAUCUUCCUGGGACCCCCACCCCACCCCACCCCACCCUCUUCCUCCUGUGCCCAUCUCUAGACCUCUGUGUAUCCCAGGCAACGGCGUCAUUCUUGCCUCUCUCUAUGCCGGCUUCUCCCCCACAAAACCGCUCCGGACAUUUGAGACCCAAAAGCUGUAGCUUCUGGCUUCAGGAGCGAGGGGAGGCCUUGUUUCAGGCCCACGCGUUGAAAAUGGAGAGCAGGCGGCAAAGUGUUAAACUUCUCGCUCCUUGGAAGUGGGCAGUGGGCGGCUGAUCGUCUCAGGCCAACCAGAGGCCCGUUGCCCAGGCAACUCACCAGCUCCGCCUCUGAGGAUUGGCUGCUGCGAUGGAAGUCAGCCAAGCUUUAAAGGGACGCCAGCGAUUGCUCUUUUGAAAGGGAAAAAAAAAAAUCUACCAGUCCCACUGUGGGUGGAGAAAUAAAUGGUCUUUCUCCUU
Messenger RNA from Peromyscus leucopus (white-footed mouse), 3946 nucleotides. It is a transcript of the gene Dtx1, whose product is annotated as deltex E3 ubiquitin ligase 1. Gene Ontology annotation, cellular component: nucleoplasm. Bases 907 to 2805 code for a protein of 632 amino acids. Gene Ontology annotation, molecular function: ubiquitin protein ligase activity; zinc ion binding. NCBI's taxonomy places the organism in Eukaryota, Metazoa, Chordata, Mammalia, Rodentia, Cricetidae. The transcript is spliced from 10 exons. Gene Ontology annotation, biological process: Notch signaling pathway; protein ubiquitination. The record is from RefSeq and is a predicted model, not a curated record.